CACACUCCUUGUUUGUUUGGUUUGUGACUAGGAACUUGGGAAGUGGAAAUAUUUGAUAGAUAGCUCAAACAACUAUAAUGACUGAGCCUGCAUUCUCGAAUUGUUCGAGCUAAUGGAGGAAACGCUCCAUAGCCUUGUUUCGCUAUGCGUUUCCAAAUAUGGCAAAGAAGUGUGUGUUGUGUACGACGACGGAGAAGGAGACAACGCUGUUGGUUUGAAAGUAAACGCUGAAAAUGGUGACAAAACAAUAACAUGUCAAGUCCUCCAAGGAGCUGGAGUUCUUGGAGGCAGUGGGCAAGUUAACACUUCUAACAAGACACACAAGACAAGUCUCACAUAUUCUGAGUUUUGGUCAAUUGUUGAACAGUUCGCAGAUACUCUGUCACAUUUGCCCCAGAGGAAUCAAGUGAUCGCUGUCCUUCUCAAAAAUGACAUCAACUUGCCUGCCGUCCUUACUGGGAUUCUGCUGAGUGGGAAUUCGUUUUAUCCCCUGAGUCUGGACGGUUCAAGGUACACUGCAUCUGCUCUGAGCAAAGUAGGGGUUACGUGUAUCAUAAGCCACAAAGAAUUUGUUGGGGAUUUGACAGAACUUUUGGAUCAGUCAGAAUGGACAUGGGUUUCGUCUCAACUCAGCGCUUUCACCCUUGGAGAUCUGCUUUUAAUCCAACUGGACAAUGUUGGUGCUAAAGCUGACCGAGUCUGGCCACACCUGGCAUACUGCAUCAGUACCUCUGGGACCACCAGCUCACCGAAAGUGGUGCGGGUGCCUCACAGUUGCAUUGUGCCUAACAUUGUUCAUCUCGGUGAAAUCCUUGACCUCGGACCCAAGGACAGAGUCCUGCUGACAGCACCACUCACCUUUGACCCCAGCCUGGUGGACAUCUUCUGCACUUUGAUCCGUGGGGCUUGCCUGGUCAUCGUGCCUCGAGAGGUCAAACAGAGGCCUGACCGUCUGCUUGAUGUUUUACACACUAGACAGAGAGUCACAUGCAUGCAGGCAACUCCUUCGCUCAUGCGAAGAUUUUCAUCUGAAAAAUUGCGGUCUACCAUCCUAGGCCCACAGACCUGGCUACGUGUGCUUGCUCUGGGCGGAGAACAGUUUCCUUCCGGAGCGGAGCUGAAAAGAUGGCUGCACCCAGACAACCAAAGGACAAAGUUUUUGAAUCUUUACGGGAUCACUGAAGUCUCCUGCUGGGCUUCUUGUCACUCGCUGGAAGUGGAGAAAUAUUUAGACGGAGGCAGCCAGGUUCCCAUUGGACGGCCACUUGACCAGACACUGAUCAAAGUAGAACACACUGGUGAAAAGUUCAUGGAGAAUGGAACAGCAGACGGAGACAUUUUCAUUGGCAGUGGUGAACGAGUGUGUUUUGUCGACGAUGAGAUCACUCCGAGGGAACAUGAACCUGGAAAGAUUGUGUGGAGGAAGACAGGGGACCAUGGACGGCUUUUGCCUGAUGGAAGCAUUGUUUGUUUGGGACGCAGUGAUGACCAGAUUAAGCGGCAGGGAAAAAGAAUGAAUCUGGAUGUGCUUGCUCAGGUGUGCAAAGAACUUCCUUGGGUUCUUGACUGCACAGCCAUUGCUGCUGAGGACAAACUGAAAGUUUUCAUAGUUUUGGAUACGUUAUAUGAGAAGCAAAUAGGAGAUGAAAUAAGCAGCACUUCCCAGAUGGAUGAACCUUCAAGUGGCAGCAAAAGUACCAACUCAUGGCACAAGUUGGAAAACAUUUUAGUGAAACACCUCGGAGAAUCAUUGCCAGCCUGUUACCGACCAGAUCAGUUUGUGUGGACGACUUUUUCAUUUCCUGUAACUGCUCAUGGCAAACUGGACAAAAAAGCUCUGAUGUCCAUGGCCGGGGGUCAGUUAUCAGUGGACACGGCGUCUGUGUGGGAGGACCCGCUGACGUGGUCCAGGACAUUGUGGGCUUCUCACCUUCCCAAGCAAGUUAAAGAUAUCCGAACAAGUGACACAUUUAUAAACCUGGGCGGAGAUUCUUUGGCUGUCACACGUCUGGUCAACACCCUGGAGCUGCUGUUCUCGGACCUGACCGCCGAUUGGUUUGACCUUCUGCUCAAUAAAAGAUUUGGUGCCUUUGUAGAAGAGCUCCAGUCCUUGGUGCGUCAUUCUUCCAGGAAAAUUGUCGGUCAAAUCCACUCCUCUGGGUCGGUUGAAUUUUGUGAUUUAGGGACAGAAAAAGAAGCCAGUGCUUACGAUAGCGGUAUCUCACUCAAGCCAGAGAGGAAAAAAGUUAGGCUACAGAUAUCGGAGUCUUUGGAUGUUAAUCGCAAGUCUGUGGAUGUCGAUAACAGCCAUGUUUUCCGGGAAACCUCUUCCAACUCACCUGAAGAAUGCAAGCGGAAUGGUCUUACUGCUGAAAAAGGCUUGGGACUUGCUUCAAAUCAGAGCAAACCAGUGAAGACAGUUUCUCGAGGAAACAAAUCUGUGUUGAUAUCGAAUCAUCCAGACCCACGCUCUAGCUCAAUGACUUCUGUACCAUGUGACUCGUCGUCUGUACACGAGCCUGAUUUGCUACGGGCUUGUGCAGCGUCUCAUCAUACUACCCAUAAUUCCUUGAGUGUAGAUCAAAGAGCUAAUGGGGAUGCGGAAGAUAAAGAAACCUUUCGAGCAAGCUUAAAGUGGAAAUUUGACACCAAAAAGUGUGUGGAUGCCUCACCUCUCCUGGUGGUAUUUGAUCACUGCGCUCUGGCUUUGAUUGGCUCCCACUCCGGUCAGUUCUCUGCCAUAGACCUGGACACUGGUCAAGAGCUGUGGUCAGUCACUCUCCCUGAUCGUAUCGAGUCUUCUGCCGGCAGCUCGCUAGAUGGCAAGUUUAUCAUUGUGGGUUGUUAUGACGGCAAGAUCUACACCCUUGAGGCUUUGUCAGGCACUGUUGUGUGGGAGUUUACCACAGGGGAUAUGGUCAAGUGCUGCCCAGUGGUCAGUGAGUCCACAGGCCGAGUGCUGUGUGGCUCUCAUGACGGUCACCUCUACUGCCUCGAUGUUCUGAGACAGCAGUGUGUGUGGCGUCACCGAGUAGACGGAGGCAGCAUCUUCUCCUCCCCUGCCGUAGACGACGACCUGUCCGUGGUGUAUGUCGCGUCUCUGCGGGGAAAUCUACAUGCUGUUUCUAGGGAUUCCGGUUUUGUCAAGUGGACUGUGGCCCUGAAGAAGCCUGUGUUCUCGUCCUUGGCGUUGCUGAGUCAUUCCGUUCUGGCGGGCUGUGUGGACGGUACUCUAUACUGUGUGCAAGACACAGGGCACAUGUUAUGGACGUUCUCAACGGCUGCCCCAAUCUUCUCCACUCCCGUAAUACACAACUCAUCCAUUUUCCUCGCGUCUCACGACCGGAACAUUUACCGCCUCAGUGUAGACGGACAGCUUCUGUGGAGACACCUCAUGCCUGCCACAGUGUACGCCACCGUCUUCCCCUGUGAGAUUUCCAGUUUUGCUCAUCGUCAAGUCGUCUAUAGUUCCAAAUUUCAGAGAAAUGACUCUAAGUCAGUGGGGAGACAAACUCUAAAUGAAUCUCAAGAGUCUUUCUCGUGUGGGCCUAAGAGUAUGGAAAGGGAUCUAAAUAGUUCAGAUGUUCCCUGUUCUGCUGAUCUACUAAAUGAAAAUCCUUCGGUUGUGAGUCCUAAUAGUGCGAGAUCUGAGCAUAAAUUUUUCAAGGGAUGUGAUACCUUGGACAAUAAAGUCAUUUUGAAUUCCCAGUCCACUUCCUUGGAUGAAUUGUGCACAGAAGUUCUAAUCACGGCAAGUACAGACGGCACUGUUCACCUCUUAGACUCAGAAUCUGGCGUUUUGCUGAGCAGCUUGAACUUGCCAGGUCAGGUGUUCUCAUCCCCGGUCUCAUUCAACGGAAAAGUUGUUGUUGGCUGUCGGGACAACUUUGUUUACUGCUUUGACUUUUUGUGAUACGAAAUUGUAAAUGUGGACUCUUCGUGUUGAGGAAAGCAAAAGUUGGGUGUGUGUUAAACUUGUGAAAAGUCUGAUGCGACUGAGAUAAAUUGUUUUCCCUAUGUAUGUUCCCAUGUAUGUAAAUGACAUAAAUUAAACUUUUUGCUGCACAACAAA
This is a messenger RNA of Aplysia californica (California sea hare), 4072 nucleotides long. RefSeq names its product beta-alanine-activating enzyme. Bases 113 to 3913 code for a protein of 1266 amino acids. The record is from RefSeq and is a predicted model, not a curated record. Lineage: Eukaryota; Metazoa; Mollusca; Gastropoda; Aplysiida; Aplysiidae. Gene Ontology annotation, molecular function: protein binding. The transcript has 16 exons. Gene Ontology annotation, biological process: amino acid activation for nonribosomal peptide biosynthetic process.